Schizophyllum commune H4-8 is the source of this 1815-nucleotide messenger RNA. Its product is annotated as MFS general substrate transporter. Gene Ontology annotation, molecular function: transmembrane transporter activity. Gene Ontology annotation, biological process: transmembrane transport. Lineage: Eukaryota; Fungi; Basidiomycota; Agaricomycetes; Agaricales; Schizophyllaceae. The record is from RefSeq and is a predicted model, not a curated record. The coding region runs from base 1 to 1815 and encodes 604 amino acids. The transcript has 10 exons.
AUGGCUUCCGUUGAAUCGCCCGUCGUACCUUACGAGGACGACCACAAGUCCUCUUCCUCGUCGCACAAGACCGACGAGGAGGCACAAAAGCCUGCUGUGGUGAUCUCAGAGGAGGAUGCUGAUGCUGCUGGCGCGAAGACCGUAGAGGCGACGUUCCGUGUCUUCGGGAAGUACUCGCGGUGGGCGCUGUUCAUUGGUCUUGGUCUUGCAGCGUACAUCUACUCGCUCGAUGGGCAGACGACGUACACCUACCUCGCCUACGCUACUUCCUCUCUCGGAGACCACGGCCUUCUGGCGACCGUGCAAACCGCACAGGCCAUCAUCAUCGCAUGCGGUAAGCCCGUCGUAGCCAAGCUGGCGGACGUCUCGUCACGAGGCUUUGCUUAUCUCUUCGUCCUGAUCUUCUACGUCGUCGGCUACAUCGUGAUCGCCUCUGCGCACAACAUCGAGACCAUCUGUGGCGGCAUCAUCUUGUACGCCGUGGGCUACACGGGACUUCAGCUGCUUACCCAGAUCAUCAUCGCCGACAUCACGACGCUGAAGUGGCGCGGACUUGUGUCCUCCCUCAUCUCUGCGCCCUUUAUCAUCAAUGCGUUCGUUGGCUCGAAUAUCUCCGCGCAGGUCCUCGAGCGCUCCGGAUGGCGAUGGGGCUACGGCAUGUUCGCGAUCCUCAUCCCCGUCUCGCUGGCGCCGCUCAUCGUGACGCUCUUGUGGGCUGAGCGCAAGGCGAAGCGCCUCGGCCUCGUCGUCAAGCGCGAGCACGAGCACACGCUGCACGUCCGUCUGUACCAUACCGCGCAAAAGCUCGAUGUCAUGGGUCUUUUGUUGAUCGGCACGUCCGUCGCGCUCAUCCUCCUUCCGCUCACCCUGGCGAAGGGCGCGAAGGGCGGAUGGGACAAUCCGUCGAUGAUCGCUAUGCUCGUCGUUGGCUGCGUUUUGCUCUUCGGUGUCGCCAUCUGGGACUUCAAGUUUGCCUCGUACCCGGCCAUUCCGAGGCGCUUCGUCAUGAACCGCAGUGUCAUGUUUGCGUCGCUCAUCGGGUUCUUCGACUUCAUUUCCUUCUACCUCAACUAUGCCUAUCUUUAUUCCUUCAUUCUCGUCACGAAGGAUUGGCCGCUGGUCAACGUCACGUACUUCACGUCUUGCCAGAGCGUCGCGCUCACCGUCUUCGGUAUCGGCGCCGGUCUGCUCAUGCGCUAUUUCAAGAGCUACAAGACCAUCCUCAUCGUCGGCCUCUGCAUUCGUCUUCUCGGCGCCGGUCUCAUGAUCCACUCCCGCGGCGCCAAUGCAUCCGACGCCGAGGUCGUCUGGACGCAGAUCCUCCAGGGCAUGGGCGGCGGUAUGGCCUCUGUCACCAUCCAGGUCGGCGCGCAGGCCUCCGUCACGCACGCGGACGUCGCGAUGGCCACCGCGGUCGUGCUGCUCAUAACAGAGAUCGGGGGCUCCAUUGGCACGGCGGUGGCGGGUGCGAUCUGGACGAAUCGCAUGCCCGGGGAGCUGGUGAAAACCCUGGGCGGGUUCCUCAAUCAGACGGAGAUUGAUACGAUUUAUUCGUCGGUGGCGGUUGCGGCGGCGUAUCCGAGGGGGGAUCCGACGAGGGAGGGGGUUAUCACUGCAUACGGCAACGUUAUGCACCUGAUGUGCAUAAUCGCCACCGUGAUGGCCAUCCCGCCCAUCAUCUUCGCCUGCUUCAUGCCCAACUGGAUCCUCGGCGACGAACAGAACGCCGUCGACAAGAUCAACCUUGCGGGAGAGCUGGAGAGGGAGAUGGAGAACCAGCCUGCUGGCGCUGCCAGUGGAUCCAAAGCCGUUUAG